This is a messenger RNA of Helicoverpa zea (corn earworm), 3005 nucleotides long. RefSeq names its product ATPase family AAA domain-containing protein 3A homolog (gene bor). The transcript has 10 exons. Gene Ontology annotation, molecular function: zinc ion binding; ATP hydrolysis activity; ATP binding. Bases 145 to 2010 code for a protein of 621 amino acids. Gene Ontology annotation, biological process: mitochondrion organization. The record is from RefSeq and is a predicted model, not a curated record. Gene Ontology annotation, cellular component: mitochondrion. Lineage: Eukaryota; Metazoa; Arthropoda; Insecta; Lepidoptera; Noctuidae.
AGUCUGUCAAAGGAGCGAGCGAGUGACAUGACAUUCGCUCUGUGAACGGUCGCUUACUCGUGGUUGAAGUUAGAAUAAUUUUGUAAAAAGAAAAUUAUAUUUUUGAAUAUUUUUUUCCUGUAUUAAAACAGGUAUCUGAGACAAAUGUCUUGGUUAUUCGGAUAUAGUUCGACGCCCCCGCCGCCGCCCGAUGUGCCGCCUGCAGAUCCUGGGGGCGCAGCCGCACCCCCAGUUAACCUGAGCAAGUCUGAAAAGAAAGCCAUGGAGGCUUAUCGGUUUGAUUCUAGUGCCCUGGAAAGGGCUGCUCAAGCAGCUAGGGAACUAGAAAGAUCAAAACAUUCAAAAGAAGCAUUAGAACUCAGCAAGCUGCAAGAAAGUACCAAACAGUCAGAACAGAUGGCAAAAAUUAAAGAAUACGAGGCUGCCAUAGAACAAUCGAAAGUAGAACAGAAGAGAAUUGAUUAUGAAGAGCGCAGAAAAACAUUACAGGAAGAAACAAAGCAACAUCAAAUGAGAGCACAGUAUCAGGAUCAGUUGGCUAAGAAGAGAUAUGAAGAACAAUUGGUUCAACAGCAGCGCUCCCAAGAGGAGAUCCUGAGAAAGCAAGAGGAGAGCGUGGCCAAACAGGAGGCUCUACGACGAGCUACCAUAGAACAUGAAAUGGAAUUGCGCGAGAAGAACAAGCUCAAAGCAAUUGAGGCUGAAGCCAGGGCCAGGGCUAAGGCAGAUCGUGAGAACCGUGACAUUACACUGGAGCAGAUUAGAUUGAAGGCAGCUGAAAAUAGAACUACUAUCCUUGAGAGUAUUAAGACUGCAGGCAGUGUAGUUGGUACUGGACUGAAUGCUCUCGUCACUGAUUGGGAUAAAACAUUAGCUGCAGCCGGUGGAUUGUCAUUGCUGGCUCUCGGAGUAUACUCGGCUAAGGGCGCAACGUCUGUGGCUGCACGAUUUAUUGAAGCACGCAUUGGCAAACCCACCCUUGUUAACGAAACAUCUAGAUUCUCCAUAUUAGAAGCAGUAAAGCAUCCAAUACUCACAAUUUCAAAGGCAAUAGCAAGUUUUAAAAAGCCAACAGAUGCUUUAGCUGGCGUUGUACUUGCACCGACUCUUGAGCGACGGCUGCGUGAUAUUGCGAUUGCUACUAAAAAUACACGCAUGAAUAAAGGAUUCUAUAGAAACCUGCUUAUGUAUGGACCUCCUGGAACUGGUAAAACUUUAUUCUCUAAGAAACUGGCAAAGCACUCUGGAAUGGAAUAUGCUAUCCUGACUGGUGGCGAUGUCGCUCCAAUGGGAAAAGACGCAGUUGCAGCAAUUCAUAAAGUAUUUGAUUGGGCAAAUACCAGCAAUAAGGGAGUACUUCUCUUCAUUGAUGAAGCUGAUGCAUUUUUGAGGAAGCGUUCGUCAGAAAGAAUUAGCGAAGAUUUACGUGCAGCGCUCAAUGCAUUCCUUUACCGGACAUCUGACCAAAGCAACCGCAUCAUGUUGGUGCUCGCAUCUAACACACCUCAGCAAUUCGAUUCUGCCAUCAAUGAUCGUUUGGACAAGAUGAUCGAGUUUGGAUUGCCGGGAGUCGAGGAGCGUGAAAGAUUGAUUCGUCUUUACUUCGACACCUUUGUUCUUAAACCAGCAUCAGAAGGGAAGAGGCGGUUGAGUGUGGACCAGUUUGACUACAGCGCUUUGUGUUCGACGCUGGCUGCCCGGACAGCCGGCAUGUCUGGCCGAGCGCUCUCCAAACUGGGCGUGGCGUGGCAGGCAGCGGCCUACGCCUCCGACGACGGACGCCUCACUGAACAGAUGUGUAUUGACAUUUGUGAUGAUGCCGUCAGGGAUCAUCGCCAGAAGAUGGAGUGGCUAUCGUCGGAAGAGAAAUCUCGAAGCAUGAUGCCUUACCUUUUGGACUUGCCGCCUCUCGACACAGAGGCAGUACCUGAAAUUGCUGCCAACAAGGAUUCAGAACAGAUAAAAUCCAAAAAUGCACAGAAAAUUAAAGAGUUAGACUCGGAAAAGUGACACAGUGUCUCCCCUAAUAACAUUGUAGAUUUAGCUAAAACCAACAUAAUAUGUUCCAAUUUCACAACAAAUACAAACUGUGAUACAAUUCGAAAGUUCAUAUAUGACUGUAAAAAAACAGAAUCUAAAAAAUAUAUUGAUCUAAAUGACAGUGACAUGGAAGUCUUGCGAAAAUUAUCGCAGAAGAAAAAAGCAAGCACAAAAAUGGAGCAAAUUUGAUUUAGUCGUAAAUAAUAAUGUUUUAAUUAGUAUGCAUGAAACAUCAUAAUUUUAUGUACUAUUGUACUACAUUAUUUUCAAAGUGUACCAAGAAAUAUACAUUUCUGUACUAUUUUAAAUAUUGUUUGUCACUAGACCACCAAAAAUGAAAUUGCAUUUAGUCGUAAAUAAUAAUGUUUUAAUUCAUAUGCAUGGAACACCAUAAUUUUUACCGGUUGACAAAUACAUAUAUAUCAUUUUAUCGCAUUUAAAACAGCUCAACAGGAUCUUUCAAAACUUAUCAAGAAACAUAGAUUUUCCUACUAUUUUAAAUAUUGUUUUAUCAGUGUAACCACUAAACCACAAAUGUACAAAGGGAUUAAGGAUUAAAAUAUUUGGUACAAAAAUGUAUGAAGUUUGUUCUAAAAUUAAUAUAAUAAUAUUGGAUUUAAUUAUAGUAUUGGAGACUAUAUAGAUGUAGUGGGAUGCUUGCAAGUGUACAACUUGUGGUUUGGCAAUGUGUUAUGUGACUUUCAAUAUAAGAGUUUUUGGUUUGUAACAAACUACAUGGUUGUGUCAUUCACAGUGAGAUAGGCGGAAGGAAAAUAAGACACUGUUGUUGGCAAAUUCUUGAAAACUUUAUUGCAAUGAAAGAGAGAAAAAUGUAGUGCGCCAUUGUUUUAAACCAAAUAUGUUUAUUUUCAGCGAAAACUGUUUAGCUUAUGCUAUGUAGUUUGUUGUUAUCGUUUUAGUCACAGUUAUACUAGUAGUGGAUAUUAGAAUAUCGUUAACAAAAA